Messenger RNA from Fusarium keratoplasticum, 381 nucleotides. RefSeq names its product Cupin-3 domain-containing protein. The record is from RefSeq and is a predicted model, not a curated record. The coding region runs from base 1 to 381 and encodes 126 amino acids. The transcript has a single exon. Lineage: Eukaryota; Fungi; Ascomycota; Sordariomycetes; Hypocreales; Nectriaceae.
AUGCCCGCAUCUCAAGGAAAUCUGACUGGAACGUCAGACCCCAAAGCCGUCCCUCACGGACACUGGGACUCGUUCCCCGAGGAGCCAUUCCCCCUUUAUGACGGCACCAAGUCGAUCAUCUACCGCUCAGAGGAUGGAAAAGUUGCCGUGGGAAUGUUGCGGGAGAAAGGAAAAGACACCCUCGUCUGGCCGGUGGAUGAGUUUUUGUUUGUGACGGAGGGUUCCAUCGACAUCGAUGUCCAUGGUGGGGAGAAGUUUACAUUGGGCAAGGGAGACAUCAUGGUCAUGAAGAAGGGACAGACGAUUACCUUUGAGUGCAGUGAGGACUUUGCGAAUGUCGCUGUCUUUAUUGACUUGCAAGAAAAGGUUACUCUCGUGUGA